GUGAAAAGCCAGGACCGGAGCAGGACGAAGUGAGGCUGCAGAAUGCCAGCAAGCAGAUCGUGCAGAUGGUCAUCCUGCGAGCGGUGCAGCAAGUGUCCCAGGAGAGCCAGCAAAAGGAGAGGCGAACGCACGGCAGCGUGAGUCUCCAGCUAGAAAGAGGAAAGUUAACCAAGAAGCAUGAAAAGAAGUAA
Messenger RNA from Tinamus guttatus (white-throated tinamou), 191 nucleotides. Lineage: Eukaryota; Metazoa; Chordata; Aves; Tinamiformes; Tinamidae. The record is from RefSeq and is a predicted model, not a curated record.